Molecule: messenger RNA, 2307 nt
Organism: Saccostrea cuccullata (small rock oyster)
Lineage: Eukaryota; Metazoa; Mollusca; Bivalvia; Ostreida; Ostreidae
Product: mitotic spindle assembly checkpoint protein MAD1-like
Exons: 15
Coding region: 45-2231 (728 amino acids)
Biological process (GO): mitotic spindle assembly checkpoint signaling; attachment of mitotic spindle microtubules to kinetochore
Cellular component (GO): kinetochore; mitotic spindle; nuclear envelope
Source: RefSeq, a predicted model, not a curated record
UUUCAUAAUUUUACUCUUAUAUAGAAGUAAAAAACCUACAAAGAAUGGACCUAGUAGAGAAGCCAGAUGAACCGACAGCUGUGAUACGCAUGAAGAGAGACUUUGAUGAAUUUAUCUCAGGAUCUAAGCAAAAUAGGAGUGGCAUUAACUUUAAUUUGGAUCAAGAUAUCACAGAAGAUCUAGGAGUACAAAACUUCCCUCAUUCCGUAUUUUCUGUCAAUUCCUUAUUAGAGAAGGAAAGAAAAGUAAAUUUAUUGAAGGACAUAGAGUUAAAGAAAGCACAGUGUGAAAUUAAUAAAUUAAAAAGUGAACUGGUUUCAGAGCAAACAUCUAGAAAAAGAUUCAGGAUAGAACUAGAAAAGGAUUUAAAUUCAUCAAAGGGAGAAAAAGAGAGAUUGGAGGAAAAGGCUAGGGAAGUGAAGAGUCAGCUGUCCUUAUUGUGUGAGAGAGAAAAGAAAGCAACAACAGAAAACGAAGAAGUCAGAGCAGAACUUAUUCAGAGAAAGAAACAGUAUAAUGACAGCUUAUCUGUUUUACAGACAGAUGUCCAUAGGUUGAAGGAGGAACUACAGCAGACUAGGGAAUCAGCAGCAGAGGAGCAGAAAGGACUCCGUAAUCAAUUAUUUCAGGUUCAGUCGGAGCAGAGGACCUCAAAAACUGAACUAGAGAAAACCCAAGCACUUCUCAGUCUUCAGAAAAAUUUGACAAAAGACUUGCAGAUGAAAAUUGAUGAUCUGAACCAAUAUAAAACCAAAUCUGAAAAAGCUGAGCACAGAAUCAAGGAAUUAGAAUUUAAAAUCAGCCAAUCAGAAGAGGAUGCUGUAGUUAAUAGGUCAAUGAGAGAAAAACUGGUCUCUGUAGCAGGGCUCGAAAAAGGCAUUCAGAAAUUAAAAGAAGAAAAUGCUCAUCUAAGGGAAAUCCAAGAAAACAACAUUCUUUUGAAAGAACAGGCAGAAAACAUGAAACAACAAUUAGAGAGGAGUGAAAUUCGAUGUGAAAGGUUGUCUCAAGUGGAAGCUGAAAAUGAGGAAUUAAAAGAGAAACUGCAGAAAUGGGAGGAGAUCAAGGCAGAGAAUGGAUCGCUUCAGACACCUACACAACUAAGCCAAAGAUUAGCUCAUUUACAAGAAUCGCAGGCAAUAAUGUUAGAAAAGCAGGGACACCUCCAGUCAAGUUUACAUCUGAAAGAAGAGGAAUUAAAAAAAGCUUUUCAAACACGUGAAGACUUAAUUGCACAGCUCACCACGGAAAAAACCAGGACACAACAACAGACUCAAUUCAUCAAAAGACUUCAACGGAAGCUUCUUCUCAUUUCUAAGGAGAGAGAUAUGUAUCAGGGAUUGAUAGACUCGUAUCAGAGUGAGGUCACAGUCAACAUGUCCAUGAUUGCAUCAUCACGGAUCCAACAGUUAGAGGAGACGCUGGAGGGAUACAGGAAACAGAUGGAAUCAAUGGAGGCGGAGCUCACUAAGACACCUCCAGAAACAAUGGCUACCAGUAAACAGACAACAUCCAGUGUGGGCCCUCAGACUCAGGAAAAAUGUGACCAAAAUCUUAUCUUGGAGUUAAGGGAAAGAAUAGCAUUCUUAGAAAAAGAGCUUGAGAAAACAAUGGAAGAGAAAUAUACUUUGGAGGCUCGGAUAGAACAGAAACAUCUACAGGGAGACUUUGAUCCCACCAAACUGAAGGUUCUACAUUUCUCAAUGAACCCAGCAGCUUUGGCCCAGAGAAAGAGAGCAGAUGAAUUAAAGAACUUGAAGGAAGAAAAUGAGCGCUUAAGGAAGAGAUUGGAAGUGUUGGAAGAAUCAAAAGGCCAGGCUCAAGAUGUAACACUGCAGGUAGAACAGAAAAUGUCUGAGCCCUCCUCCUCCAGAGAAGUGGAAGAAAUGAAGAAAAUGCUGGAGACGGAGGAAUUAAAAAACAAGAGGCUGUUGGAAGUGUUUAAAAAGACAAGCCAGGAGUUCAGGGAAGUCUGUUAUCAACUAAUGGGUUAUAAAAUAGACAUACCAUGUGCAAACAAGUACAAAAUUACCAGUAUGUAUGCAGAAUCACCAGAGGACUUCUUCAUGUUUGAGCAAUCUUCAGAUGGAAAAGUUCAAUUCCUAGCAACAGACUUCGCAGAAACCCUGCAGGAUCAUAUAGAGACAUACAUCUCUAAGAAUAACUCUAUUCCAGCCUUCCUCAGUGCUGUAACUCUAGAGUUACUAAGUCGACAGACCUUCGCUGUCUGAUGAAGACUUCUGUUAAUGUUCUACAAUCUUCUAAUACGUUAUAAUCUAUAUUAAAAUAAAAUGUAUGAGAACUUUU